AUGUAUUUUCAAAAUCAAUCUCCGACGAGAAACGGCAAUUAUUAUGGAAAGAAGUAUAACAAUUCGCCCAGUCGAUCUAAUCAAGGUGGAUCGUAUGGAUCCUACUAUUCACAACAAGCAUCAUAUCCUUAUAUGAUGUCUUAUCAACAGGGCUACUCAACAAAUCCAUACUCUGGCAGAACUACAACUUCAUCAAGUGGUAUGGAUUGGAUUCAACUCAGCUCAGUUGAGACAUCAGAAGACAAUCGAGUUGUGGUAGCUGAUAAUUAUGAUGAAUGCAUUUGGACUGGAUCAUCUAAUGGCAGAAUUACUGGAUACCAUUACCCUUCAAUGGACAAAUAUUGCUCUUUUCGUGCAUUUGAACCAAAUUACGACAUCAAACAAAUGAUUGUCCAAAAAGAACGAAUUUAUUCACUCUCAUCAAAUGGAUUUUCUGUCCAUUCUAGAGGUGGACUCUAUAGAUAUAGUUUUGAAGAUUCUGAAUUUUUUGGGGAUCAACUAUUGACAUUUACCUUUCACUCUGAUUACACACCUGGCGGACACUCUCAAGGCAGCCGAUCACAGUAUUCAUUGAUAAUGGGAGGAAAUUUUACCAAAUUGUUUAAUUUUGAUCUUAAUGCUCAAAAAAUUAUUUCUCAGGUGGAAACAAAUCAAGGAAUAUGUAUCAUGAAAACAGGUGGAAGAUAUGUUUGCUGUGGAGGAACUUUGGGGGAGUUGUCAUUAAGAGAUCCAAGAAGUUUGAAAAGUGAACACUCCUUUGAGGUUCAUACUGGUACUAUUAGUGAUAUCGCUAUUAAGGAUAAUGUAUUGGUCACAUGCGGAUUCAAUAACAGAUAUGGUGAAUUAACUGUUGACAACAUGGUCAAAGCGUUUGAUUUGAGAACACUGAGAAUGUUGGGCCAAGUACAUUUCCCGUUAGAUCCUACUUUUUUAGGAUUCCAUCCACGUGUUAGUUCAAUGUUACUAAUUGUGUCACAAACAGGGUGCUUCCAAUUCAAGGACCUACAAGCCGCAUUUAAUCAUCAAUAUCAAAACAGCGAUAGUCAGCUCUAUCAAAUAAGUCUCGAUCAAAAUGAUAACAAUCCAUCAUGUAUACAAUCAUUUGACAUUAGCUCUACAGGAAACAUUAUUACAUUUGGAGAUCAAAACGGUUUACUACAUUUCUGGUCCAGUCAAAGUGCGUUGGAUACAUACAACCAAGAGGAAUACAAACCACUCAAUGCACAUAGAUUAGUGGACGAAGAAGCGAUGCCUAAUGAUGGCACUACUCUACUCUCUGAUUGGCCCAAUUACUCAUACCUCGUUGGCCAACAUCCCCUCGAAAUUCAUCCUCAAAUCUUGGAAAAUUUGGAAUACAAGAAAUCAGCACCACCUGCUAAAAUAACUUAUGGAGUUAGUAUUAACCCUGGAUUAAAACGUGUCAUUGAUGGUUAUUUAGAGAGAAAGACCUUCAGAGAUUUCAUUGUGACCGAGGAGAGUGGAGGGAAAAAGAAGAAAAAGACCUCCAGAGUCUUGAAGGUUAUUCCUAAAGAAUUUUCUCUUAAUGUCGUUAAGAAUAACAAUAGACUACGGUUCCAAGAGUUUGACUUUUCAAAAUAUAACGAUACCAAAUUUGUGGGACUUGAAAAUGGAUUGGAGAUUGCUUCAAUACUCAAUUCCUAUAUUCAAGUGCUCUAUCACUUAGUUCCACAAUUAAGAAUAUGCAUCAUGAAUUUUCUCUCUGAAAAGCCAAAUUGUAUUUCGUCUGAACUUGGUUUUCUCUUUUCCAUGAUGGAACAGGCAGAAAAAGCAGAAAAGAAAGCUGUUGAAGCCACCAAUUUUUAUCGAUUGAUACAAACUUUAGAUUUAUCCUUUUUAUGUGAAAAAAGCAACAAACAAAAGUUGUCACCUGUAGAUGCCAUUCAAAAAUUCAAUUCAUUUAUACUGAAACAACUCCAGAAAGAAAUGAGUUCUGUUACAUUUACUUAUUCCAUGACUUAUCCUUAUAUAUUUGCAUCUCCAAAUUACAACUUGAAAGGUCCCAACAGUAAGAAGCAAGUAAUUGCUACAAACAAUAGUAAUAUACAAUUACUAAAAAAACAAAAUAAGAGAAGACAAAGAACUAUGAUUGAUAUUCUGUUUGGAGCUGAGGUUCAAUCACACAAGUAUAUCGAUACUUCCUUUGACAACAAAUUGAAAAGUAUUAAUCUACAAUAUCCCUAUGACACAUUUGAAGAUAUGCUAAAGGACUAUUUGAACAAUCCCACAAAUAAUUUGCUUACUCUGCCCAAUAUUUUCAAUUUUACUGUACCAACAAGAGAAGAAGAUAUUAGAUGGAUCAAAUCUCAACACAACAAUAAUGAGCUCACAAACACGGCCAUUCCUUUACAUUUCACAAUUAUUCAAACCUCUGAUAAGUCUCAAUGGGAGCCCUUUAUCUUCAAUGAUGAAAAACAAAAGCAACAACAAGAAUUGUAUCACAAUAUUCAGCCAUCUGAAUACUAUCUGAAACAGAAAAGACGACCUCCAAUGUCAAUUACCUAUAAUUUAACUGCUGUCAUUAUUCAAGUACGGCAUCCUUUUCAAGAAAAGACUGUUAACACUAAAACACAAACGUCCACCACAAAGACCACCGAUGAUGAUGGAAAGGAUGUUUAUGACACCAUUGAAAAUGCAUGUGAAAAUGGUGAACUCUCUGAUGAAGAUGAAAACGAAGAAGAGAAUGACAGUUUAUCCAAGAACUUUGAUGGUCAUUGUGUAGCUCUGAUCAAAGUUGCAAAUGAGUGGGUUUUGUUUAACGAUUUUUCUAUUAGUGCCCAAAAAGAAAAAGAUGUCACCAUUUACAGCCAAACAUGGAAAACUCCAGCUCUAUUGUUCUAUGUUAGACAAGAUAUUCAAAAUGUCCUUCCCACUGUGCUAUAUUCCAAUCCAAUUAACUCAAAUUUAGAAUUAUUUAACUCUUCAGAGUUUAAGAGUGUUGUCAAUUUUAAUGGAGAUAUUGUUUCUAUUGAUGCGGAGUUCGUUUUAACCAAGAAAGAGCAUCAAAUUGAUGACGGGCAGAGAUUUGCAUUAGGAAGAGUGAGCAUAAUUUCCAUGGAUGAAGAAAUCAUUUUUGACGACUAUAUCGCAACAUCAGAAAAAUAUAUUGAGGACUACAUGACUCGAUUUUCUGGAUUGAAACCUGGAGAUUUGGAUAUUGAUAAUACUUCAAAUUCACAUCAUGUCACAGAGCUCAAAUACACAUAUCUCAAACUAAGGUAUCUCAUGGAUGUGAAGAAGGUUAAAUUUAUUGGACAUGGCUUAUCGAACGAUUUCAAAAUUAUUAACAUAUUCGUUCCAAAAGAGCAAAUUAUUGACACUGUAGAAUUAUUUAGACUACCCAAUCAACGCAAAAUCUCUCUCCGUUUCCUUUGUAAAUAUUUAUUACACCAAGACAUUCAACAAGACACACAUGACAGCGUUGAAGAUGCUAGAACUGCUUUACGUCUCUAUAAGAAAUAUACAGAGCUCAAGCAAAAGAAUUCCUUUACCUCCACUCUUCAAGAUAUUUAUAACAUUGGUCGCCAAACCAAUUGGCAAUAA
Messenger RNA from Naegleria fowleri, 3561 nucleotides. RefSeq lists its product as uncharacterized. Gene Ontology annotation, cellular component: P-body; PAN complex. Gene Ontology annotation, biological process: nuclear-transcribed mRNA poly(A) tail shortening. The record is from RefSeq and is a predicted model, not a curated record. The transcript has a single exon. NCBI's taxonomy places the organism in Eukaryota, Heterolobosea, Eutetramitea, Acrasida, Naegleriidae. The coding region runs from base 1 to 3561 and encodes 1186 amino acids. Gene Ontology annotation, molecular function: protein binding; nucleic acid binding.